Messenger RNA from Nerophis lumbriciformis (worm pipefish), 951 nucleotides. The record is from RefSeq and is a predicted model, not a curated record. NCBI's taxonomy places the organism in Eukaryota, Metazoa, Chordata, Actinopteri, Syngnathiformes, Syngnathidae.
ACUACCCUGAUCACCGGUGGCGCCGGCUUUCUCGGCUCACAUCUCUGCGACCGCUUCCUCUCUGAGGGCCAUCGCGUGAUCUGUGUCGACAACUUCGUCACCGGCCGCAAAGGAAAUAUUCAGCACCUUCUGGAACGGGAGGAUUUCCGCUUCCUCGAACACGACGUCUCGAACCCUUUCGAGAUCGACGAGCCGGUGCGCCACGUCUUGCACUUUGCUUCUCCGGCCAGUCCCAUCGACUACCUCGAGCUGCCAAUUCAGACCCUCAAGGUAGGCUCCCUCGGCACCCACAAUACUCUUGGGCUGGCACGGGCUCACGGAGCCAGCUACCUCCUUGCUUCGACUUCGGAAGUCUACGGCGACCCGCUGGUUCACCCCCAACCGGAAACCUAUUGGGGCAACGUCAAUCCCGUCGGCCCCAGAGGGGUCUACGACGAAGCCAAGCGAUUCGCCGAGGCCAUGGUGACGGCAUACCACCGGGUUCACGGACUCGACAUCCGCAUCAUUCGCAUCUUCAAUACCUACGGCCCCCGCAUGCGGCUGCGGGACGGUCGAGUGGUUCCCGCUUUCGUGCAGCAAGCCCUCGAAGGAAGCCCCCUGACCGUUUUCGGCGACGGCCAACAGACCCGCUCCUUUUGCUACGUAUCCGACCUGGUCGAGGGAAUCUUUCGACUUCUCAUGAGCGGAGUCACCGAACCGGUGAAUAUUGGCAACCCUCAGGAAAUGACGAUCCUCGACUUCGCAGAAACCAUCGUCCGGUGUACAGAUUCAUCCAGCGAGGUGAGCUUUCACGACCUGCCUGUGGAUGACCCCAAGACUCGGCAGCCUGACAUCACCAAGGCCCGACAGCUCCUCGGCUGGGAGCCGAAGGUGGGGCUUGCAGAGGGUCUUGGCAAGACGAUUCGUUUCUUCCAAGGGGUCAUCGAGGCGGACAAAUCGGAGACCUCAUGA